Messenger RNA from Nestor notabilis (Kea), 830 nucleotides. RefSeq names its product spermatogenesis-associated protein 20-like. The annotation marks the transcript as partial. Lineage: Eukaryota; Metazoa; Chordata; Aves; Psittaciformes; Psittacidae. The record is from RefSeq and is a predicted model, not a curated record. The transcript has 5 exons. Gene Ontology annotation, biological process: carbohydrate metabolic process.
GGCUGAUGAUCUCGGGCUUUGCCCAGGCUGGGGCAGCCCUGGCCAGGCAGGAGUACGUGAGCCGGGCCGCAAAGGCAGCCGCCUUCCUGCAGAGACACCUUUUCGACCCCAGCAGUGGGAGGCUGCUGCGGAGCUGCUACCGCGGCAAGGACAACGCGGUGGAGCAGAGUGCCGUGCCCAUCCAGGGCUUCCUGGAGGAUUAUGUCUUCGUCAUCCAGGCUCUCUUUGACCUGUAUGAAGCCUCACUGGAUCAGGGCUGGCUGGAGUGGGCCCUGCAGCUCCAGCACAUGCAAGACAAGCUCUUCUGGGACCCCAAAGGCUUCGCAUAUUUCUCCAGCGAGGCUGGCGAUCCCUCCCUGCUCCUACGUCUGAAGGAUGACCAAGAUGGAGCGGAGCCCACUGCCAACUCUGUCACUGUCACAAACCUGCUCCGAGCAGCUUGUUACUCUGGCCAUACAGACUGGGUGGAAAAAGCCAGGCAGAUCUUGGCUGCUUACUCAGAGAGGCUGCAGAAGAUCCCAAUAAUCCUGCCAGAGAUGGCCCGGGCCACCGCUGUCUUCCAUCACACUGUCAAACAGGUUGUUAUCUGUGGGGACCCACAAGGAGAAGACACCAAAGAGAUGCUGCGCUGCGUCCACUCCGUCUUCAGCCCAACCAAGGUGCUGAUGCUGGCAGAUGGAGACAGCGCUGGGUUCCUCUACCGCCAGUUGCCUUUCCUUGCGUCCCUGGAGAGGAAGGAUGGGAAAGCCACCGCCUAUGUCUGCAGCAACUUCUCCUGCUCCCUGCCCGUCACCUCGCUCCAGGAGCUGCGUGGGAUGCUCUGCCCAUGA